Messenger RNA from Oldenlandia corymbosa var. corymbosa, 5169 nucleotides. Lineage: Eukaryota; Viridiplantae; Streptophyta; Magnoliopsida; Gentianales; Rubiaceae. The record is from the annotation of a GenBank genome assembly.
GAUUAAUUUACUAUACUUCACUGUUCACUGUAUCAUCUUUCUCUCUCCAUUUUGUUAUUGUUUUGUAGCUCUUCAGUCUCACUGUGUGCCCCUCUCUCAUAUUUUAAUAUCCUCAGAUAAGUUUUUAUUCUCUCCUCAAUUUUCUCCCUCUUCUCUCUCUCCCUCUCUCUCUCUCUCAAUACCAAAAAAUCAACCCACCCAGAAAAAAAGGCUUUCUUUUCUUCUUCUUCUUCUUCUGCCUCUUGCCCAGGUACCCAUCCAUCCAUCUCAUCUAAAAUCAUCCAUCCUCAUCAACAAAGGUCUAAAUACAUAAAAUGGAUGAAGAAAAAAGGCAUCUUUUCUAUCUGGGCUUCUUGUUUUGAUCUUAUCUUUGCUGCUUAGAGGCUCUGUUGGUUGUGGUUAGAGAAAAAGAAGCAAAAAUUUGUGGAAGGAAGGCCUAUUUAGGCUACUGUUAUGCUGAAGGCUAAGUACUUGUUGAAGAUAAGUAGUAGUGGUGGCUGUAGUAAUUCUUGUGACUGUUUACAAGACAGCACAAGAAGGGUGAAGUUUAUCAGCAGAUGUUAUUAUCCAACCUUGAAAACCCUCUUCAGCCUCCAAAAGAUCCACCUUGUUGUCCUCCUCCUCCCCAAAUCUCUGAGCUGAUAAACAGUAGUACCAAUAGUAAUAGUCCUAGUGGUGGUAGAAGUAGUAGUGAUGAUGUUGAUGGUGAUGACAACAAUAAUAAUAACCAGCUCCAGCUUGUAGAUCUGUUCAAAUCAGACCAUCAUCCACCUCCCAAAUUCUCCAUAAGGGAUUAUGUUUUUAACACCAGAAGCAAAGAUAUAGAGAAUAAUUGGCCAUUUUCUGAAGAAAACCUUCAACUUUGUUUGAAGCAUGGCUUGAAAGAUUUGUUGCCUCCUUUCCAGUCUCCUCACAGUGUCAGAAAACCAUCAUCUUUAUGCAAUUCCAAGACACAUAAUCAAAAUGAUCAUGGUGUAUUGGUGGACUACUCUCACAAUAAUCAUGCUGGAUGUAGUAACCAAAACAUAGCAGUUGGGGAUUGUUCGCAAACAAAUCCUAAGGGGUUUCAAUCUGAAGGAGGAAGUAAAGAAUUUCCUUCCACCAUUAUUACAAGCCAAACUUGUUCUGAGAUUACUUCUGUCCCAACCAACAGGAGCCCGGAAUUUGGAACUGAUAAUUUCCAGGAACUAUCUCCUCCACGGGCGAAAAAAACCGGGGUUGUUAGCAAGAGUCAAGUUCAGGUGAAGAAGUGCCGACUGGUUGUGAAGUUGGGCAACAACUCAUCGAACCUAACUACAAAAGAGGACGGUUUGAUGGUUUCUGAAGUAGCAGCGAUGGCUUCUUCAAAAGUUUGCCCAGUUUGCAAAACAUUCUCAUCAUCAUCUAAUACUACACUGAAUGCCCACAUUGACCAGUGCCUUUCUGGAGAGUCCACUGCGACCAAGUGCUCAUUGGAUGCUAAGGUGAUUAAGCAUAAGAUAAAGCCCAGGAAGAUUAAAUCCAUGGUUGAUAUCUAUGCAACAGCCCUCCAUUGUACAUUGGAAGAACUUGAUCGAAGAAAUGGAACUAAUUGGGCUAAUACCAAAUCUUCUUUGCCUGCACAAGAGAAUGAGGCUGGUAGUAGUACUGCAGAUCAGAAGAAGAAACAAGCGAGAUGGUUAUCAUCUCCUGCUAACAGUCUUGAGGAGAAUCCUCCUGAUGAAGGUGCUGUUUACAUUGAUGCCAAUGGCACAAAGGUUAGGAUUUUGUCCAAGCCUGCUGAUCCAUCUUUGGUGUUGAAAGCAGUGGAUGGGGAUAAAGUACCACCUAAGAAGUUUGUGAACCGGGAUAAAGUUAGUAAAUUCCUUUUAUCCAAGAAAAAAAAGCAAAAUCAGGUGCAGAAGAGGCACAAGCUUGUGAAGCAUGGCAAAAUGAGUUCUACUUUUCGGCCUCAUCUCACUUCUUCAAAGAUUAAUGAUAAUCAUGAUCGGAACUCCUCUAGAGAAGAAAAUUUAGAGGAGGAAGCAUGCAUAACCCGGCAUUUCAAAUCCCCAACUGAGGUUGAAUUCAAUAGAAGACCAGAUGUGGUCUGUGGCUGGGUUUGCUCAAAGCGUACUGGUCUCACCAAGAGAAGCAAUGGCAGAGAUGAAAGGGACUUGGUGGUUGAAACUGAUAGGUUAUCUCUGGGGAAUUCCAAUGUUCAAAACAGCUGUGGAAGUGGAAGAAGAACUUCACAUGCAUUUGAAACUUCGCUUCCUCGGAACAGUAAACAAAUCGAGAAGCUAGCAUAUGAUCCCUGUGAUGAUGAGUAUAGGGAGAUGCCUGUGCGAAAGAGAUCGAGAGUCGAUGUUGUGGAGUCCCCAGUUUCUUUUGGCAAGGAGAAAGUCCUCAAUGUUAAGCAAGCGAGGAAGGACAAAUCUCGUAAUGGGGAAGAUUGUCUAUCAUCGGUUUGCAAGAGGAAGGUUCAAGUGUAUGCUGAUGAGGACAGAAAUGUUGACCGUGUUGUUGUUGAUCCAAAAAACUCUUGUGGUCAAGAUAUGCACUCAGCUAAAGGUAAGAUGUUCUCUUCUUUGAGGAAUAAGUCUUUCUCUGGACAAGAGUCUAAGCCUGACAAAAUGAACUUCAAGAGGAAAUUUCUAGCCUUUAAGAAGUCGUCCGGGGUUGGUUAUGACCAUGAUAGAAUCGGGAGGACUCAUGGCAUGGUAUCUGUUGAUGGAGUUAGGAAUUUGAAAGCUAGAAAGAGUUGGGGGGAAGGUGUGAGUGCUGGAAAAACGGCACCUAGGAGACUGAAGACAUUGUAUUCAGCAUUCAUGUCUUAUGAUGCUGAGGAGCAAGAUGGUUCUUUUGUGCAUGGUAGUUCAUCAGAAAGUAGAUCCCAUCAUGUUGAAUCUGCUGGAAUGAACACUGAUACUAGUGAUGAAGAAGACUUUGAGAUGGAGACACCCUCUGGGGAUGCAUUUAUGAACUUCAGAGAUCAGUUGGCUAGUUCAUCCGAUCUUGGCUGUAAUUCGAGAAGAUUUUCUGAUGAAGCACUGGAAUUUGAAGAUGAACCUCCUGCUUGUUCAGCAGAGCCACUUUUUAAUGAUGGGGAGGGGAUGUUUUGUGCUGGUGCUGAAGCUGUUCCUGAGAACAUGAAUGUUGUCGCAGAGCUGGAAUCAAGUGGCACGCAUGGGAAUUAUUUUGUUGAUGUUGAUCCAAUACCUAUACCAGGGCCACCUGGAUCCUUUCUGCCGAGUCCAGGGCACAUGGACUCAGAAGAUCUUCCAGGAAAUUCGUCAUUGACAUCAAGUAGGAUUCAAUCAUCAGAUGAUCGGCAAGAAUUAGUGGAUCAGUCAUCAGAUUCUCCGGUUUCUGCAAUUUCAGCAAUCUCUAGCUCUACUUUAGCGAAAUCCGAUUCAAAAUCUUCAGGAACAAUGAUGGUUGGGUGUCCCGGCCAAGCCCUGGAUGGCCUUGGUAAUGGCAAUGUGGAGAGUUCUUCGCCAGUUUUGGUGGACAACACAAGUACUGCUGGUGGAGCAGAAAGGACUGUUCUUGGUAAGUAUCAUGAAAUCAGUUUAUCCAACAAUGAAAAGGUGGUUUAUGAAUUCAAGGAUCAUCAUCCACCUUGCUGUUGUUCUCGGAAAGAAGGAUAUUCCCAAAACAUUUCUUUGAACUACGAAGAAUCUCAGCUUCUAAAGAGGCGUACCAUGACUGCGGCCGACGUCAUGGCUGCCACUCGGAAGGAAGUGACUUGUGAUAGGCCUGAAAUGUUGUCUGCUAAUGGAUGUAAUCCAGGUGAUAGGGCUGCCAUUCAGAGAAUUGCUGCCGAUUCAUCACUUCUUAGGUUCCCAAUUGGUGAUGCCGGCUGUGAACCAAAUAGUCCGGCUGCCCCCAGCCCAGUGCUGAGGCUCAUGGGGAAGAAUUUAAUGGUUGUCAAUAAAGAUGAUCAGAGUGUUGUUUCCUCUCAAAUGAAGCUGUCCCAGUUGAGUCCCAUCAUUGGCCAUUCAAAUCCUGGCCAUGUCCUUCCGGUUUCUGGAGUCCCCAUCAUCUCUCAGGCACCUUAUUCGCUUGAGCCGGCAGCACGAAGCAAUAAUGCUAUGCAGCGUUCUGAAUGGUCAGACGGGCGUUAUACUGGUCGUGAAAAUGUUUGGACGGCAUCUCAAAUGCUGCCUGUUACCUCACCCACUGUGUUUUCCAGUAGAGGAGCAGUUCUUGGUGGCUUGGCAGGAUCAUCCUCAAUGCAUCCCGAGUACAUUCACGGAUACAACUUGUCAGCCACUGAACAAAGGCACCCCACUGUAAAUGGAAUGGUGAAGCCUUCAGCCAAUUUUGACGCCGAUGAACAUUGUAGCAGUCCUCCUAGCCUUAGAUGGAGGAAUACAGCAAAUGGGGCCCCAGUGAAUAAUGCUGCGAAAGAAAUAAUUGUUAUCGAUGAUUCUCCUGAAAAUGAUCACCUUGGUUCAAUGCCUGCUCGCACAGCACAUGGUCAAGGCCCAAUUCAAGAUGCAAACUUGGCUUGUGGUUCAAGGUCACGUGCAAUCAGCUUGUAUGGUUAUCCUCAGUAUGGUUCUGCAGCUACAUACUCCACUGGAUCGCCUGUUGAUGCAAGUUUCCGGAUGCAAACCAACAAUGUAAUAAAUGUAAAUGGCAGCAGUCCUGGCAAGUGGAUGAACUGGGGGGCAGCAGCAGAAGGUUCCAGUGCGAUGCAUCAGAGUCCUCUAAUGACUACUACACCUUCCUCCGCAGCAGCUCAACUGAGACCUAAGUUCUAUAAUUACUCCAACUUGAAGUGAUCUCUGCUAAGCAAAAUCUUAACAUCACCAUCACCAUUCUUGGACAGGCAUUUGAUUCAGAAUCAUCCACCAGGCGGGGCACAUGAGUUCAGUUAUAGCAGACAGGUUGAUGAAGAGAGCAGCAGCAGCAGAAGCUAGCAAAGAGGAUAAAAUGACAGAUGAGUUCUUUUAGUAAAUUGGGGUCCCUUUACCCUCCUUCCCAAUAUAGUAGUAUAUGUGUUGCUUAAAAAUUAUAGGAGUACUUCAAAAAUUUUCAGUUUCGGUAGGUUUAAGGACAGUUUUUUCAGAGGCCAUCUAGAAUGUGGUAGCAAACUUUGAAUGCCUUCUCCCUUACCCCCCUCAAGAUACAAGGCAAAUCAUGACAAAUGUACAAGCAAAACUUUUUAAUAAUGAGUUAACCUUACCUGAUCAAACUUCC